Messenger RNA from Lichtheimia ornata, 2073 nucleotides. RefSeq lists its product as uncharacterized. The coding region runs from base 1 to 2073 and encodes 690 amino acids. Gene Ontology annotation, biological process: wybutosine biosynthetic process. The record is from RefSeq and is a predicted model, not a curated record. The transcript is spliced from 3 exons. Gene Ontology annotation, molecular function: FMN binding; catalytic activity; 4 iron, 4 sulfur cluster binding. NCBI's taxonomy places the organism in Eukaryota, Fungi, Mucoromycota, Mucoromycetes, Mucorales, Lichtheimiaceae.
AUGAACAACGUGGUCAACAGCUUACUCAACGGCUUCUCAAGCAUGUUGGCCUUGGGUGGCGACGCCCCAGCAAGUGAUCAGGGUGGUUGCGCAUGUGCAGGUCCAGAAGGCGGAUCUUGUUGCAAGACUCAACAACAGCCCAAAGCAGCAGCAGAAAAAGACAAUUGUGCAUGUGGUCCUCAACAAGGUCCCACUGAAAUCGAGUCCAUGAAGUUGUUUUAUGCGACGCUGACAGGAACAGCAAAGACGUUUGCGGCUGAACUUCAACAACGACUUGAACAAGACAACAACGUCAAGAUCAAGCAACUGCAACUAGUGGAGAUCACCGAUUACGACAAUGACGACUUGUUGACAGAGACCUCUGUAUGCGUCUUCUUAUUAUCGUGCUAUAACGUGGAAGGACCUUUAGAUUGGUUCUCCAAAUGGCUCAGAGAUCUUCGAUACGAUUGGCGUGUGGAUCGUCUUGCACUUCAAAAGCUACGAUAUGCUGUAUGUGGUUUGGGUGAUUCUGCGUAUGGUGAAGAAUUCAAUGUGGCUGCAGCACAAAUCGACAAAUGGCUCGGUCAACUUGGUGCCACUCGUAUCUAUCCAUUGGGUUCAUGCGACAAGAAUGCAGAUCAAAAGGCACAGUUUGAAGAAUGGGCGGAUCAAUUCGUAAAGGAGUUGCACGACAAGAGCUCUUUGGAAUUCGCUCCUGCACAUAUCGAAUAUGACUCGGAUGCUGAAGGUGAAGAAGAAGCUGAGGAUGAACAAGAGCAGCAAGAAGUUCAAAUUGGAUCUGAAGACGAGAUGGUCGAUGUGGAGGAUAUGGGCAAAAUGGCAACCAAGUUGAAGACAGCAAAGGAGAAUCGUGAACGUGAGGAGCAUGAAUACACAGUGGCACAAGCUAAGGCAAAGCGCACAAUUGGUGUUGAUGGACAUACAACGGUUGUCAAGAAAUCAGAACCACGUGAGAUGGUAUCGCCUAUGCUUCACAAGAACCUUACAAAGCAAGGAUACAAGAUCGUUGGCUCUCAUUCGGGUGUCAAGAUUUGUCGAUGGACCAAGGCAGCAUUACGUGGUCGUGGUUUCUGUUAUAAGCACAGCUUUUAUGGUAUCCAAAGUCAUUUGUGUAUGGAAACCACCCCUUCGCUUGCAUGUGCAAACAAGUGUGUCUUUUGUUGGCGCCAUCAUACCAAUCCUGUGGGCACUACUUGGCGUUGGAAGGUGGAUGAUCCCAAAUUUAUCUUGGAUGGUGCUAUGGAGAAUCACUACAAGAUGAUCAAGCAACUCAAAGGUGUACCAGGUGUGAAGGCUGAUCGUUUCCAGGAAGCAUCCACUAUCAGACAUUGUGCUUUAUCUCUCGUGGGUGAGCCCAUUUUCUAUCCGCAUAUCAAUGAAUUUGUCAAACUCUUGCACGAGCACAACAUCUCAUCAUUCUUGGUUACCAAUGCUCAGUUCCCUGAAAAGAUUACUGAAAUGGAUCUUGUUACCCAACUAUAUGUCAGCAUCGAUGCCGGUACAAAGGAAGGAUUGAAGAAAAUCGAUCGCCCCCUCUUCCGUGAUUUCUGGGAACGUUUCCUCGAUAGCUUGGAAGCCCUCGCCAAAAAGGGUCAACGCACCGUAUACCGAUUGACACUCGUCAAGGAUCACAACACUGAAGAAUUGGAUAAUUACGUUGAGUUGGUGCGACGGGGUAAACCUUCCUUUAUUGAAGUCAAGGGUGUGACCUAUUGUGGCUAUAGUGGUGCAAGCAACUUGACAAUGGCCAACGUCCCCUACCAUCACGAAGUGGUCGACUUUUGCCAAAAGCUCACUGAGAAGCUUGGUCCCGGUUAUGAAGUUGCUGCUGAGCAUGCUCAUUCUUGUUCGAUUCUUAUUGCACAAACAUCAUUCAAAAUCAAUGGCGAAUGGCAUACGCAUAUCGACUAUGACAAAUUCUUUGAGCUUGUAAGGAGCGGCAAGCCUUUCAAUAGCUUGGAUUAUGUGGCCAAGACACCAUCAUGGGCUGUAUUUGGUGCUCCAGAAGGUGGUUUCAAUCCGGAUGAUACACGAUUCUACCGCAAAAACCGUAAAGUAGCCCCAGCGUCAUAA